This is a messenger RNA of Bursaphelenchus okinawaensis, 3847 nucleotides long. The record is from the annotation of a GenBank genome assembly. Lineage: Eukaryota; Metazoa; Nematoda; Chromadorea; Rhabditida; Aphelenchoididae.
AUGAAGCGAAGUGCAGCACCGACCAGUCGUGUGAAUCAGCCAUACAAACGACCGUCAAUAUUGACCGAUCAGAAUCAACAAACCCAAUCACAGUCGCCUAAAUCGUCUCACAUUCGAAAACCUGUGGAAAUGUCACGCUCGCAGGAUGAGGGGUCUGUACUGGAACAUGAUGACAUUGUACCAUGUGGACUAAAGGCAGAUGAAAGGGAACCAACUCAAGUGGUACAAUUUAAGCCUAGUAGUACUGAUUUUAAGGCCGACGGUGGAAAGCUUGGGCCUAGUGUUACUAAUAUUGGACCUAGUAGUACUAACUUUGAUAGGGAUUUGAAGUCAGGUGCUAGUUUUAACGCUGUUAAUCACAAUUUUGGACCUAGCAGUACUAAUGUUAGGUCUACUGGUACUAAUUUUAGGCCUGCGGGUCUAGACUUUAAGCCUAGUGGCUCUGUGAGGCUUGAUGGUGAUGAAGAUAGGUCUUAUCAUGGUCAGUAUAAGCCUAAAGUUAAUCAGGAUGAUCAAUUUGAGCCUGCUACUACGCAGCAUAAGCCGACCAGUUCGAAACUCAAACCUAACACCGCCCAUUAUAAGGUUACGACGUCUCAACUUAAGCCUAACACAUCUCAACUUAAGCCAACUACGUCUCAACUUGAGCCUAUCGCACCUCAACUCAACCAGAUCUCACAAUUUCAAACACAACCUCAAAAUACGAAAACAAGACGAUUUACUGUGGUAUACGCCAAACAUUCGACCAAAAAACACAAACAUUGGGAAGGAGACGGCAUUCUGGAGGUCAACGACAACAAAAUGUAUCUAAAAUCAGACAAACAUGGCCAUCCGACCAUAGGAACAGCGUCGGCCAAGGAUCUGCAUAUCAUGCCAAACACCAGGCUUCAUGUCGGUUCAUACGAGCUGGAGGUACAGGAGGAAAUCAAGGAGAAACAGUGUGGUAGGUGGGAGGAGGGGGAUGAGUUUGGGUUUUUGGAGGAUGGGGUGGCGGGGAUGAUUUUGUACUUCAUGAGCGUGAGAGAAGGGGGAAGUGAUUCUUUUUAGUUAAGGCACGUUGAGAAAGAGGGAAAAACAUUUUUCUCAAAAAAAACUUGGGCGGGGUAAAAAAAUUUUAAUUUUUUUUUGGUGGUGGUGAAAGCUUUUUACUUUAAAAAACAUAUAGAAAUUCAUUUUUAGGUCACAAGAAAAAAUUUUUUAGGGCGGGGUAAAUUUUUUUGGGCGGAGGAGGUGAAAAAAAAUUUUUGUAUGGUGGAUUUAUAAAAAAAUUGAUGUGUGUUGCUGUCUAAAACGCCAUUUUCAGUCCAAUUCUUAAUUUUUUGCCCUCUAACUGACCUACAACAAUUGUUGUACACUUCAAUACUCGACCUGAUGACAUUGGGUACAGCACAAAUGAUCGACUUCCUCCUCAAACUCUGCAAUCACCCGGUAUUAUUGUUGGCUAGACUACAACAAUAUCUCGAGAGUGAGCAGAAAAACGUUGCUUUUGAGGUGCUGAACGAGGCUUUUCCGCCAACAUGCUCAACUGAUGAUAUUCAUGUCAUGGAUUGCAGUAAGUUGGCUUUUUUUUGAAUUUUUUGACUUUUUUAAAAAAUUUUUUGGUUUUUCGGCAACAUUUAAAAAAAAUUUAAUUGAUACGUUUUAUGAGGCAUAAAAUGAAGUAUUUAUUUUGAAGUUUUUACUAUUAUAUUACGUUUGGUAUAGGUGGUGUAGUUUGAAAAAAACUUUGGUCUCCAAGCGGAUUCGAACUUUUUUGGUUUUUUGGCCUUUUUCAAUUGAAUCUAACUUUGUCGUAAAUUAAUAUAUUAAAAUAUAGCUUACAUAUCUAGUUUUAGAUGUAUUUUUAAUAUAUAUCUUUUUAUGUUACACAAGAUUUAUAACGUCGGUCGCAUUAAAAAUGGCAGUUCAAAAAUUUUUUUGAAGUUUCAAAUUUUUUGGGUAUUGCCAUUUUUAAAUGAAUAUAACUCUCUCAUACGUUAUGAAAACUAUUUGAAAUUUUGGAAAUAUGUUUAAAUAUGUAUGCUAUGCUAGGUCUAAUAAUCAGAUUUUGGUAAUAUGCCAUUGUAUGUUGAAAAUGGCAAAAUACUCAACAUUGUUUUGGUUUUGAAGUGGUCAAACUCGACGAGAAAGCGUCGUUUCUCUUUAACGAACUGUUAUAUCAAACUAAGCUUGAUGUAUUAAGUACAUUUUUUGAUGUUUUAUAACAUGUAUUUAUUAGUUUUUAUUAAAAAUGCCAUUUUCUUAUUGAUAUACAUACUUUUAGAUAAACUAAAAACACUCUUCGAAAUGGUGGUAUCUUUUGACGAAAACGACGAAAAAUCAAUAAUAGUGGCUAAUUCAAAAUCAGUCCUUGAUUUGAUACAAGCCCUUUUCGAAGAAGCAUUGUUUGAAGUGUUAAGACUGGAUUCAGCAUCACCGUCGGAACGGAAAGAGCUGAUUCAGAAGUUUAAUCAACCGAAUCUCUUCGACCAUCCGAAUCAGGUACUGUUGACAUCGCAAAAGACAACAACAAUGGGGCUGGAUCUAAGUGGAGCGACCAGGUUGAUCAUGUACGACUCGGAUUGGACUAGGAAUGAUGAUAUUAUAGAGAGCUUGGCUUGGAGGCAUGGGCAGAGCGAAGAAUGCCGUGUUUAUAGGCUGAUUACUGCGGUAAGAUGGGUGGGGAGGUUACUGUAUGGUAGGAUAGAUCAGGAUUAGGGUUGAGGUAGGAAUAUGGUAGGUAGGGUUGUGAUAGUGUGGGGCUAGGAUGAAGCUAAUGUAGUGUAGGCUAGGAUCAGGAUUGGGAUAAGAGUAGGGCUUGGCUAGGUUGGGGCAACGUAAGGUAGGGUAGAUCAGGACAGGGUAGUGUAGAUUGUGGUAAAGAGGGGCAGAGUAGGAUUCUUCAAGGUUAUUGUUGGAGUUAAGAUCUUGAAUGAAGUGGUUUGUACCUACUAUAAUAUUAUAAUGUAAAUUUUUAGGGUACGAUUGAAGAAAAAAUGCUCCAAAGACAACAAACAUUACCUGUGAACGCUUUAAACGGCAAGAAUUUUUUAUUUUUUUAACUUUUACUUAUAUUUUCAUACUGUAAUUUUGUUAGGUUAUGGUAGGAUAGGUAGGGUAGUUCAUGUUAUGUUAGAUUAGGAUACGGUAAGAUAGGAUUGGUAGUGUAGGUUUGGGUUUAGAAGGGUAGGUUAGGGCAAGAUAUUAUGUAAAUAAUCAAAAAACGUUACAGUAACCUCACCAACCGAAUUCGACGAAGAAGAGCUGGACGAACUUCUGAAAUUCUCACCAGAUUCCAAAUCCGACACUCACACGAAACUCAAAUGUAGAUGUAAAGAAGAUGGUAAUGGUCAAAAUGAAAACGGCAGUGCAUCACCCGAGACACAAGCCUCAAACUCAAUGUUGAACCGGGCAAUGGGCGAAACACAAAUUAGAAGAAGUUUGGAGCCAAAAGGCCAAAUUGAAGAAGGGAAGGUAAGGAGUUUGUGACGCUUUUAAAAAAAUGGCAAGGACUUUCUUUACUAUAAGAAAAAUACCAAAAACUUUCAUUACAAUUUGAAAAAUGGUAAGAACUUUCUUUACAAAACCAAAAAUGGCAAGAACUUUUUUUACAAAGCAAAGAUUGGCAAUAACUUUUUUACAAGACAAAAAAUCUCGAAAAUUUUAGAAAUAUUUAUAUUUUUUAAUAGUUGAUCAAACCUUUCAGAACGAACUCCUAAACUGGCGUCAUUUCUCCAUCAAUGAAUCCACGACCCCUGCCAUUCAAUCCUUGACCGGCUUCUCGGAAACCACGCUCGACUCUGUGUCGUUUAUAAUGGUAAAAGAGCCAGAAUCAACCGAAAAGCAUGCUGAUAUCACUUUGUUUUAA